This is a messenger RNA of Boeremia exigua, 877 nucleotides long. RefSeq lists its product as uncharacterized. Lineage: Eukaryota; Fungi; Ascomycota; Dothideomycetes; Pleosporales; Didymellaceae. The record is from RefSeq and is a predicted model, not a curated record. The annotation marks the transcript as partial. The transcript has 2 exons.
AUGCGGCACUGCACCGCUCCUUCUACGUUCCAUCAACCUAAGACCUACACUGGUGCCUAGAAAGGUGCGUGUGAGGCAUGAUGAAUGUAUGAAAUGGCGAUAUGCUGCGUGUGAGAUGCGUAUGCCUCUUCCUCAAUCCCUUCCAUUAGGUGUUCCGAGUUCUGCAGAUCAGGUGAAGGUGGUGUUCAACUGGCAAUGAACAAUCCCCCAAGCUCAGCGUCCGAAUACUGCCCUUUACCAAUCAACAUCAGCGGCAUAACCUACACCCCGCAGUUUGGCAUAUGAUGAAUGGGUCAACCGCGUCAGGACAUCGCUUUUCUGCGUACGAUCAUGCGGACAUUACGCAGCGCAACCAGAACAACUCGCCUCUGUUGCGCCUACCAGCCGAGCUUCGUAAUCGCAUCUAUGAGUUCGCUUUCGAUGCAGCCACACUAAGGCGCGACUUGAGCCCCACCUCAGCUGGACGAUACUUUGUCGUACCCGACACUCCACGCUUGACCUUGGUCUGUCGACAGAUCCACUUCGAGACCCGUCCUUUCCGGGGCAAUCGCACGUAUCGCCGGCUCACCGUCAGAAUGGAAGGCCGUCACAUUGCAGAUCUCGUCGACUGGGUCGGGCAAGCUCAGUGCGCUCAGAUCAUACAGAUUGACAUGUUCCAGUCGCUAGCUGGAGCCAUCCGUCCGCGAGUCAAAGAGGCGUCGCCUCAGGGACAAUAUAACGGAUUGUGGGAUGCCAGCGGAGAACAGAUCUUCUCGUCGCUCAAGCGCGUUGUGGUUACGUAUCCAAUCACUCUCGCCGACGAUGCGGUGGAGAUUGGCGAAUCGCUGCAGACGCUUUUUGGGAACCCGGAUCUUGAUGUGCAGUUUCGGGGGGCAAG